Molecule: messenger RNA, 741 nt
Organism: Solanum stenotomum
Lineage: Eukaryota; Viridiplantae; Streptophyta; Magnoliopsida; Solanales; Solanaceae
Product: F-box/LRR-repeat protein At3g26922-like
Exons: 3
Molecular function (GO): protein binding
Source: RefSeq, a predicted model, not a curated record
AUGGAAUCUCCAGGAUCCAAAAGAAAGCGAUUGUCAAAUCGUUCUGUUUAUCUUCCUAAUCAUGUGAUUGAUAGGAUUUUUACCUUUUUACCUAUUAAGGAUGUUAUUUCUUCUUCUGCAGUAGCUAGUCCAUUUUUAAAUUCAUGGAUGUAUGCCCGCAAUUUGCGUUUUGAUAGAAUCUUUAAGAACAAUUGUGGUAGGGAUGAUAUCUCAAUAAUCAAUAAAAUCAUAAGUGGUCAUUUAGGAAAGAAAAUUUACAGUUUUCAUUUGUACAUUCCUGCGCCAAAUAGGUACUCACUUUUUCUUCAGGAGUGGAUUCAAAUUGUUGCAUCAAAGGGCAUAGAAGAGCUCGAGAUAGAUUUAUGGUUUACACCUGAUAAUGAAGAUACUUACUAUAUGCAUUCUGAUUUUAUUGAUAUUGAAACUCUUCGAAGUGGACUUUCUCCUAGAUAUGUGGAUUUUGAAUACAAAGAUAUGGAGUUCUAUCUUCCAAAUUUGAAGGAGUUGCAAAUUGUGCGACAUGGACUAACAUAUGUGAACCCAUGGGACAUCAUUUUCUUUGUCAAGAAUUGUCCCCAAAUUGAAAGACUCUUUCUCGAUUUUGGCGAUUAUGCAAUGGAAGCAGGAAGAUAUUGGAAUUUUGUGGCAAAGGAAAAGUUUGAGAAUUGCCAAAUAGAGUUUUCGAAGCUAAAACUCUUAAAGGUGAAAGGAUACAAGAAGCUUGAGCUGGAAGGGAAAUUG